Messenger RNA from Limulus polyphemus (Atlantic horseshoe crab), 2495 nucleotides. RefSeq names its product methionine aminopeptidase 2-like (gene und). Gene Ontology annotation, biological process: proteolysis. Gene Ontology annotation, molecular function: metalloaminopeptidase activity. Bases 456 to 1490 code for a protein of 344 amino acids. The record is from RefSeq and is a predicted model, not a curated record. Lineage: Eukaryota; Metazoa; Arthropoda; Merostomata; Xiphosura; Limulidae. The transcript is spliced from 12 exons.
AUGCGUACUAGAUAUUGCGUGGGGGAAGUAUUAGAGUGUAAAUAUAUGGCCCAAGUAUAUCUUUCGAAAGUAUGAUCUACUUUGUGUACGUUAUCUAUCCUGACUCAAGAUAUGUUCACUGUUGUUUCUAUCAUCUAUGCUAAUUAAGGCGUGUUCAUAUUCUACUUAUCAAGCAUACUGUUUCGAGGUAUGUUCGUGUUGAAUCUAUCAAGUGCACGGUUUCCAGUUGCUGAAGAUGGACUGAAUGAGAUUGUAAAACUCAGUGGAGAGUUGAAACAAAUAGAAAUAAAAGAAAAAAUAAGAUAGGAAUAGAAAAUAAGAAUGAAGAAGAUGGAGCAUCCAAAAAGAAGAAGAAAAAGAAAGGAAAAGGGGCUGGUCAUAAACAACAAACUGAUCCUCCUUCCAUACCUAUCACUGAAUUGUAUGCAGAUGGUAAUUUUCCUGUUGGAGAAGAAAUGGAAUAUCCUACACCACAAGAUGGUCGCAGUGCCAAAGACAGGUAUACAAAUGAGGAGAAGAAAACUAUAGAAAACAUGCAGCAGGAUGUUUAUAAAGAAUUGAGAUUAGCUGCUGAGGCCCACAGACAGACAAGACAGUACAUGCAAAAAGUCAUCAAACCAGGGAUGAAGAUGAUUGAUAUUUGUGAACAGUUGGAAAAUAUAGCCAGAAAACUUAUUGGUGAAAAUGGAUUACAAGCUGGUUUGGCCUUCCCAACUGGCUGUUCCCUGAAUAAUUGUGCUGCACACUACACUCCUAAUGCUGGAGAUGAGACUGUACUUCAAGAAGAUGAUGUAUGUAAGAUUGACUUUGGAACGCACAUCAAUGGUCGUAUUAUUGACUGUGCCUUUACUCUGGCCUUCAACACAAAAUAUGACAAGUUGUUAGAAGCUGUGCGGGAUGCUACUAAUACUGGAAUUAAGGAGGCUGGCAUUGAUGUUCGUCUUUGUGAUAUUGGAGGAGCCAUUCAAGAAGUUAUGGAGUCGUAUGAAAUAGAAUUAGAAGGGAAAACCUACCCGAUUAAAUCCAUUAGAAAUCUUAAUGGCCAUUCAAUAGGUCCUUAUCGGAUUCAUGCAGGCAAGACGGUUCCAAUUGUAAAAGGUGGUGAAGCCACACGUAUGGAGGAAGGGGAAUUUUAUGCUAUUGAGACUUUUGGUAGCACAGGAAAAGGAUUUGUUCAUGAUGACAUGGAGGUUUCACAUUAUAUGAAGGACUAUGAUGUUGGUCACGUUCCAUUAAGGCUGGGUCGAUCCAAACAGUUGCUCAAUGUUAUAAAUCAAAAUUUUGGAACAUUAGCAUUUUGCCGACGAUGGUUGGACAGACUGGGACAAACAAAGUAUUUACUGGCAUUGAAAGAUUUGUGUGACAAAGGGAUUGUUGUUCCAUAUCCACCACUAUGUGACAUCAAGGGUUGUUACACUGCUCAAUUUGAGCACACAAUCCUGCUGCGGCCUACAUGUAAGGAGGUCGUCAGCCGAGGAGAUGAUUAUUGAGGAAUCUCAACUGUUGUCCUUAUAGCAGGUAACUGUCUGUAGAGGGGAUCAACAAUCCAAUUUCACAGAGUGUUCAUAAACAAGAUAGUAACAUACUCCACUUAAGUCCUGCCCGAUAGUUGUAAAUAGCUGUAUAUAAAUAGCUAAGUAGAAUCAGAAAGCCUAGCUAAGUUCAAGUAUCUUUACCUCUCAAAGAGAUUGUUAAAGACCACUUCUUUAUGAUAUUAUAACUUCUUUUUUUUUCUGAAAUACCAACAGAACUUCUUGACUAUGACUUUACCUAUUCAUAUUAUUUAACAAGAUAUUGUAAUCAUUAACCUAAUAUUUAUAUAAUUAAACUAAUAUUUUACACCAAAAGUAUCUUCAUGGUAUAUAUAAGCAGGAAAACUUUGUUGGAAUAAGUAAGGAUUUCCUACAGGUUUGAAAACAGUUACUACUGAUUCAAAAAACUAUUGCAUAAAAUAUCUAAAAAAUUUCCCAAACUUACUAUUUUGUUCAUGAUCUAGUUAGAAGUUGUGUUUUGUUGAUCUCAUCAAAAGGAUAAUGUUUGUGCCUGAACUGUUUUUCUUUAUCAAAUUGAUUAAAUUUUCUGGAGCUAAAGUGAAUAACACUGUAUCCUAUUCAGUGCACAAGACAUUGAAACUUGGAGUUAAAAUUGGAGAAAAAAAGAAAUAUUUAUACAAUUAUUUAUCCAGGAAAUAGUUGGAAUAAGGUUAAAGUUAACUUAUUAAACAUAGAAAUUUUAGCAGGGACAACUACUGAUGAUUAUCAGUUUUGACUUGAAGUUUAUUGUGAACAUCUAACCACAAAUGUGUUUUUGUUAUAAGUUUAGCUCAUUUUUGGAUGGAGAAAAGAGUAAAACUAUCUAUUUAAAGUUGAAUUUUGUAAAAUAUAUGCCAAAAUCACUAAAAAAGAUUGGUCAUGUAUUUUAUAUGACAAACAGAAAGCAAUGCUGUAAAUCAAACUUUAUGUCCAACAAAUAAAAUUUUGUAAAGCUUAAAUAAA